AUGAUCAUUACUGGAAAUGAUGUUGACGGUAUCUCUGAUCUCAAGGCCUCACUUCACCAUACCUUUGAGAUGAAAGAUCUUGGUUCUCUCAGCUAUUUUCUUGGUCUCGAGGUCAUUUCCACAGAUGAUGGCAUCUAUCUCUCUCAGGCUAAGUAUGCUUCAGAUCUUCUUGCUCGCGCUGGAAUUACAGAUAGUCGCACUGAGUCUACUCCUAUUGAGCCUAAUGUUCGAUUUACCCCUAUGGAUGGCACUAUUUUGGAUAAUCUGACUCUCUAUCGACAGUUAGUUGGCGGUCUCGUCUACUUGACUGUCACCCGACCAUACAUUGCCUAUCCAGUUCAUGUUCUCAGCCAGUUCUUGUCAGCUCCUCGUACUACUCACUAUGCGGCAGUUCUGCGCAUUCUUCGCUACGUCAAAGGCACUCUAUUUCAUGGCCUUUAUUUUUCUGCCCAUUCCUCUUUGACUCUUCAAGCAUACUCCGAUGCUGAUUGGGCUGGUGAUCCCACUGAUCGUUGUUUCACUACUGGUUACUGUUUGUUCCUUGGCGACGCUCUCAUUUCUUGGCGUGCUAAGAAGCAAACCUUCACUGCUCGCUCAAGUACAGAAGCUGCAUACCGUGCCUUCGCUGACACCACUGCUGGUGCUUUUCAGUCGUCUCCUACUGAUGUUUUUUGUGAUAACCGCAGUGCUAUUCAGAUUGCCCAUAAUGAUGUGUUUCAUGAACGCACCAAACACAUUGAGAUUGAUUGUCAUUUUGUUCGGCAACGUAUUCUUAUUGAUGCUGUUCAUCUCAUUGGUGUUGGAACACUGGAUCAGACUGCUGAUAUCUUCACGAAAUCUCAUCACCCGACUCGUUUUCGGGCUUUGUUAUCCAAACUCAAGUUGGUCUCCUUAGCUCCCACUUGA
This is a messenger RNA of Arachis stenosperma, 906 nucleotides long. RefSeq lists its product as uncharacterized. The transcript has a single exon. The record is from RefSeq and is a predicted model, not a curated record. Lineage: Eukaryota; Viridiplantae; Streptophyta; Magnoliopsida; Fabales; Fabaceae. The coding region runs from base 1 to 906 and encodes 301 amino acids.